AUGCGUCUACCUUCGACUUCGGCGCUAUGCUGUCUUUGUGCAGCACUCCUCACUCAGCUGGUCCUGGCCGAUACCGAGAUCCGUAACUUCCGACUCCCCCUCCCCCCCGCCUCACUCACUGCGGGCAAUGUUGGGACAAGGUAUAAGCUGGACAGCUCGACGCGGCAGCUCACGUUGAGCGUAUCAUCAAGUCAGCCAGAGCUGUCGGUGCUGCUCAGACCCGAAGAGGACUAUACAGACUGGACGAUUCGCCUUUCCUGGCCCGGAUCCUCUCCUACCAGAUUUGACCUCUCACUCCGGCCCCUCAACUCCACGAUCCCCGGAGAUCACUCCGCCCUUCUCAUCAUCUUCGCCAGUCCACUGUCCGCCCCUAUACCCAUCUAUCCUAUCCGUUAUCCCGUUCUCUCUCACCUGGCGUCUCUCCUUCAUCCUGUACCAGAUUUACGUCCCGAGCUCGCUAAGAUAGCGGAUACCGGAACAGAAGAAUGGGAGACAACGCUCCACCUCGUCUUCGAGCCGCUCAUCCUCGGCGUGCUCCCCCGGACCGCUAUCCCCGCCGUCCUCCUCAUCUUGGUCUUUGGUGGCGGGGCAGCGUGUUGUGUACCGAGCAUGAUCAGGCUCCUCGAACGGACACAUCGCGGGGCGGAGGCAGCGGGCGAAGGGGAAAGGAAGGAUCAGUAG
This is a messenger RNA of Dioszegia hungarica, 681 nucleotides long. RefSeq lists its product as uncharacterized. Lineage: Eukaryota; Fungi; Basidiomycota; Tremellomycetes; Tremellales; Bulleribasidiaceae. The coding region runs from base 1 to 681 and encodes 226 amino acids. The transcript is spliced from 3 exons. The record is from RefSeq and is a predicted model, not a curated record.